Messenger RNA from Nerophis lumbriciformis (worm pipefish), 2376 nucleotides. It is a transcript of the gene tmem147, whose product is annotated as transmembrane protein 147. NCBI's taxonomy places the organism in Eukaryota, Metazoa, Chordata, Actinopteri, Syngnathiformes, Syngnathidae. The record is from RefSeq and is a predicted model, not a curated record.
GGAGUGUAGUUGUUAUUCUGACUGUAGCGGAACCUUUGUCAAGUCCACUACUUGACACAGUCGGUAGGAUUUCCUCGUAGAACCACGCUCACUUCCGGUUGUCAUUCAGCGCCGCUCCAGGUUCUGCUGCUUCCUAAUUUUUGUCUGAGGACUUCAUUUCAUCACCAGUCAUCAUGACCCUGUUUCACUUUGGAAAUUGCUUCGCUUUGGCGUAUUUCCCCUAUUUCAUAACAUACAAGUGCAGUGGACUUUCCGAGUACAAUGCUUUCUGGAGAUGUGUCCAGGCAGGCGCCACAUACCUGUUUGUCCAGCUCUGCAAAAUGCUGUUUCUUGCUACUUUUUUCCCCACCUGGGAAGGAGGAGCUGGUGUUUAUGAUUUUGUAGGGGAGUUUAUGAAGGCUACGGUGGACCUUGCAGACCUGUUGGGCCUUCAUCUUGUCAUGUCACGUAACGCUGGCAAAGGAGAGUACAAAAUCAUGGUGGCAGCUAUGGGCUGGGCAACAGCAGAACUCGUCAUGUCAAGAUGUCUUCCUCUGUGGGUGGGAGCCAGAGGGAUUGAAUUUGACUGGAAAUAUAUCCAAAUGAGCUUUGAUUCCAAUAUUAGUUUAGUCCAUUAUAUUGCCACGGCAGCAGUAGUGUGGAUGUUUACGCGCUAUGAUCUUCCUAAGAGCUUCAGGCUGCCUGUUACUGUUCUGUUGGCACUCUGUGUCUACAAGUCUUUCCUAAUGGAGUUGUUCAUCCAUGCCUUCUUGCUGGGCAGCUGGACUGUGUUGUUGGUGAAAGCUGUGCUGACUGGUGCCAUCUCUCUAUGCUCACUUUUUCUUUUUGUCACCCUGGUGCACAGUAACUAAAUCCAAUCCAAUCUCUCUUUACCUUAUCACUGUUUGUAUUAACUGGUUCUACAUCCAAACCACCGGCUGAUAAACUAAAGGUAAAAGGUUUUUUACCCAUAAUUGUUGUUUUGUUGGACUUGAACUGGAAAUGAUUCUCAAAGUGACAUCCACGGUGAUCUUUUCUAAGACACAACUGGUUAUGUGAAAAGGUGGAUUUUGUAUUAUGAUCAUAAAUUAAGUCAAAAAAGUAACAUUUUCUUGAUGUUAUUUUAUGUACAUGGUUGGCUCAGUACAAAAUUUUACCUUGAUGUAAUUAGGACACAAACUAAGUUCUAAGUUGAACCAUUUCCUGAUUAUGUAUGAGUGUCGACUGCAAAACAAAUCCAAACCCACAUGAACAUGGCAUUGUCGUUUCUGAAACCAGUAGUGGCUUAAAUGUCUCUACACGGUGCAAAUACUGUAUGUGGUUAAAGGAUUUAAAAACAAUCUAACAAAAAUACAUGUUUUUAUUGUCAUUUGCCAGCCUCCCUCACCAUAUGCAGAUCACACGCUUUGCAUAGGGUCCCGUGAUUCGUUGGGUCAAUUAAUGAAUGACAGGUAGCUUCAUUGUACUGCAAACGUCGCUGAUAAGAAAGACAUGCAUCGAUUUAGUCAAGUCUGAGUAUAAAAAUCCAUCCAUCCAUCCAUUUUCUACCGCGUGUCCCUUUUGGGGCCGAAGGGGGUGCUGGAGCCUAUCUCAGCUGCAUUCGUUUAACAUAAAUAAAUAAAAAAAUUGAAAAAGUGUUGUAAUGAGGGUGGGGGACCUCCAAAUAAGAUUUUGCUUAUUGCCAACAAUUUAGCCAGGAGCGGCCGUUCUCCACAAGUCCGGAAAACGGAACAACCUUCCAUAUGCUUUCAUGCUUCCAUUUUAUAAGUUAAGUAGAUUCUAGAAGCUCCACCACCACUUAAGGUUUAAGCGACUGUAUGUACAGUUGGGGUGUGCCAUCUUAGGCACCUCACGAUUCGAUUCAGGGUGCUACAAUUUGAUUAUUAAACAAUUAUUAUGAUUGAUGAUGCAUCUUUUUUCCCAUCCACAAUUUUUUUAAUGGUAUUUUCCGUAUAUUUGUCAGCAUUGAUUAAAGUAAACAAAUGUCAGACAGCACCAUCUAACAUAUUUCCCACUAAAAAGCUUCUCUUUUUACAUAAUUUGGCUUUAAAAAAAUAAGACCAAAAUGCUCUGCUGUUUUCACAGAUGUCAGUACUAGCAGGUUCAAUGCAAAACAAAAAUCAUCCCACUUAAUCAGAACUAAUAAGGACUUUCAAACUAAAUAUUUUACCAAAAAAAAUUAAAUCUUCAAUUUAUUGUACAUAGUUCUGCAGGUUUAAUAUUGUAGCGACAUGUCGGUUAUUAUGUGUAGUCUGACUGUUUCUGUGGCCAUGAAUGUGUCAGUAGCUCAGCUCUGUGUUGGUUUGAGUGAUAGAAGAUGAUUGAAUGUUGAGAAAAAAGUUAGUUUUUGUUUUGUUUUGCAGUAGCCAGUUUUGCAAUAAAGUGAUUGUUGAUCAA